Molecule: messenger RNA, 1154 nt
Organism: Agrilus planipennis (emerald ash borer)
Lineage: Eukaryota; Metazoa; Arthropoda; Insecta; Coleoptera; Buprestidae
Product: U5 small nuclear ribonucleoprotein 40 kDa protein-like
Exons: 6
Coding region: 90-1139 (349 amino acids)
Cellular component (GO): catalytic step 2 spliceosome
Molecular function (GO): protein binding; RNA binding
Source: RefSeq, a predicted model, not a curated record
AACGACCCUAACCCCUUAGAUUUUCGUUUUGUAAAUGUUUUGCAAUAAGCAGCGAUUUGUUAAUAACAAUAAGUAGAAGUUAACUGAAAAUGGUUGUAAAAAGCAAACGUAAAGCAGAUGAAUCUGCUUUAGUUCCUGUAGUGAAGAAAACCAGAAAUGAAGUUGCUACAACUAGUAACAAAAACAAAGCUGUUGUAGAAGUUACAACAACAAGAACUUCGAAUCUUUUUUCGCCAAUUAUGCUCUUAGAAGGACAUGAAGGGGAAAUAUUUACUGUAGAAUUUCAUCCUGAAGGACAAUACUUAGCUUCCUCCGGUUUUGAUAGAAAAAUUUUUUUGUGGAAUGUGUAUGGAGAAUGUGAGAAUAUUUCAGUCUUAACUGGACAUACAGGAGCAGUAAUGGAACUUCAUUUUACUCCCGAUGGCUCACACAUUUUUACUGCAAGUACUGAUUACACCUUGGGGUUGUGGGAUAUUUGUAGUGGUCAAAGGAUUAAGAAAUAUAAAGGUCAUACUACUUUUGUAAAUACAGUUCAAGGUGUGCGAAGGGGUCCACAGACAUUAGUUUCUGGAAGUGAUGAUGCCACAAUUAAGUUGUGGGAUACUCGAAAAAAGAAUUUUGUCAAUUCCCUAAAUGCGUCUCAACCUGUAACUGCUGUUACAUUUAAUGAUACAGCUGAACAAAUAUUCAGUGGCAGUAUAGAUAACGAAGUAAAAGUGUGGGAUGUAAGAAAAAAUGAAAUUUUAUACACAAUGAGGGGUCAUACUGAUACUAUCACUGGUGUAUCUCUUAGCCCAGAUGGUUCAUACUUACUUACAAAUUCAAUGGAUAAUAGUUUAAGGAUUUGGGAUAUUCGUCCAUAUGCUCCACAGGACAGGUGUAUUAAAGUGCUUACAGGUAAUCAACACAAUUUUGAAAAGAAUCUACUAAGAUGUGCUUGGUCAUUUGAUGGAAGUAAAGUAAGUGCAGGAUCUGCUGAUAGAUUUGUUUAUAUUUGGGAUACAAAUAGUAGAAGAAUAUUGUACAAGUUGCCAGGCCAUAAUGGCAGUGUUAAUGACGUAGAUUUUCAUCCAAAUGAACCCGUUAUUGUGUCUGGUUCGAGUGACAAACAAAUCUAUUUAGGUGAAAUUGAAAAUUAAUGUAUAGAAUAAAGA